Molecule: messenger RNA, 492 nt
Organism: Maudiozyma barnettii
Lineage: Eukaryota; Fungi; Ascomycota; Saccharomycetes; Saccharomycetales; Saccharomycetaceae
Gene: SYF2
Product: Syf2p
Exons: 1
Coding region: 1-492 (163 amino acids)
Source: RefSeq, a predicted model, not a curated record
AUGAAUUUUUCUGAGUCCAGAAAGCUAUUUAAAGAGCUAAGAAGAAAAUGCAAGGAUAUAGAAAUUGAUGAUAGAAAACUUGUUGAAAUACAUCAAAAGCCCCUUGUUUACAGUGCCAAAGAUCUUGGUGAAGAAGAGGAUGAUAUCAAUAAAGAUCAAUUGGAGACUAUUGGUGCAGAUAUAUUCAAUACACCACUAUAUGAGUUUGAAGCGCGUAUAAAAGAAAAGGUCGAUAAAUCAAAUGAUACGUUAGCUAAAAAAACAUACGAUAAAGAAAUUAAGGAUAUUAAGAAAUUCAAGAUCAGCGAAAAUGAGAAAUCAGAUAAAUUGGAUGAACUUGUCAACCAUUUAAAUUCAAAAGCCAAGAAAAGAUAUAAGGUUCUGAAAAAGAAAACAGAGCGUGAUGAGCAAUUUGCGGGUGGGUUUAUCAACGAUAGGAAUAGACAGUUUAAUUCAAAGUUAAACAAAGAACGUCAAAAUGAAGGUUCUUAG